Sugiyamaella lignohabitans is the source of this 849-nucleotide messenger RNA. It is a transcript of the gene IPP1, whose product is annotated as inorganic diphosphatase IPP1. Gene Ontology annotation, biological process: phosphate-containing compound metabolic process. The coding region runs from base 1 to 849 and encodes 282 amino acids. Gene Ontology annotation, molecular function: inorganic diphosphate phosphatase activity; magnesium ion binding. The transcript has a single exon. The record is from RefSeq and is a predicted model, not a curated record. Gene Ontology annotation, cellular component: nucleus; cytoplasm. NCBI's taxonomy places the organism in Eukaryota, Fungi, Ascomycota, Dipodascomycetes, Dipodascales, Trichomonascaceae.
AUGUCUACCUCUCCUUACGGUAUCCGCAAAAUUGGUGCUCAAAACACUCUUGAGCACAAGGUCUACAUUGAAAAGGAUGGCAAGCCCAUCUCUGCUUUCCACGAUGUCCCUCUUUACGCCAAUGCUGAGAAGACUAUUCUUAACAUGAUUGUUGAGGUUCCUCGUUGGACUAAUGCUAAGAUGGAGAUCUCCAAGGAGCUUCCUCUUAACCCUAUUGUUCAAGACACCAAGAAGGGCAAGCUUCGUUUCGUUAGAAACUGUUUCCCUCACAAGGGUUACAUUCACAACUACGGUGCUUUCCCUCAAACUUGGGAAGACCCUAACUUCACUCACCCUGAGACCAAGGCUGUUGGUGACAAUGAUCCAUUGGACGUUUGUGAGAUUGGUGAGGCUGUUGGCUACACUGGACAAAUCAAGCAAGUCAAGGUUCUUGGUGUCAUGGCUCUUCUUGAUGAAGGUGAGACUGACUGGAAGAUUAUUGCUAUUGAUGUCAAGGAUCCUCAUGCUUCCAAGGUCAAUGACAUUGAAGAUGUUGAGAAGAACUUCCCUGGCUUGCUCCGUGCUACCAAUGAGUGGUUCCGUAUCUACAAAAUUCCUGACGGAAAGCCUGAGAACCAAUUUGCUUUCUCUGGUGAGUGCAAGAACAAGAAGUACGCUGAGGAUGUGAUCCGUGAGUGUGCUGAAGCCUGGGAGAAGCUUGUUGCCGGUAAGGUCGACCCCAAGGGAAUUGAGUUGUCCACUGCCGAGUCUGAGGCUGCUUCCGCCGUCGCUACUGGUGAAAACUUGCCUCCUGCUCCUAUUGACGCUUCUAUUGACAAGUGGUUCUUCAUUGCUGGUGCCUCUGUCUAA